AUGGGUCCUUUUACUCUCCUGAUUGCCCUUGCGCUGGUCUUCUCCUACCCGCUAUAUAGACUGUUACAGGUUGGCCGUCGACACCCUCGCAUGCCCCCAGGGCCACCCACCAUUCCAAUCCUCGGCAACGCCCACCAGAUACCGAUCACGGGGCUGGGUAGAAAGUUCAAGACAUGGGCUGAUAUAUACGGACCAAUUUUUUCUUUGAAAAUUGGUCCUACCAACGUGGUCGUCCUAUGUGAUCGGCGAGCUAUCAACAACCUCUUAGACAAGAAAGGCAGUAUCUACUCGGACCGGCCAUUCAAUUACGUCUCCAACUUCGUGACUCAUGGCGACCAUUUGACCCUCGAAUCUCAAGGCGCUUCGUGGAGAGAGAAGCGAUCCGUCGUGACCCGAAACCUGAACCCUAAGUCGUUAGAUGAGAAACACUGGAAGAUACAGGAAGCAGAAGCGGUUAUAUUCAUGAAUAACAUUCUUAAGGACCCAGCAAGAAUAUUCGACUAUGCCCGGUUGUAUACUGUCUCAGUGGCGGGGUCUCUUAUAUGGGGCCACAGGGCUACAAGUCUGGAGUCGUUUUGGUACAAAGACUUUUACGAGCUAAUGGACCUGUGGCUUAAAGUCCAGGAACCAGGAGCCAAUCCCCCAAUUGACGAGUUCCCGAUUUUGAAAUACCUUCCGGGAGGUUGGAAGAGCAGGGCCGAUAAGUGCCGCAAAAUGAUGGACGAAAUGUGGGAUAAGGCUCGAGCUAUCGUCGAUGAGCGAAGAGCACGCGGAGACAAAAGAGACUGCUUUAUUGACGCCAAAAUUGACGAAUAUAACGAUAAAGGCUGGCCUUUAUCAACACACGCCUUCAAUAAUCUAUUCGGAGAGCUCCUCGAGGCAGGCGCAGAUACAACCGCAAAUCAUAUUCUGACAUUGAUUCUAGCCAUGGCCAAAUAUCCUCGGAUCCAACAAAAGGCAAGAACCGAGAUCGACGCUAUUUGCGGAACGGAGCGAGCUCCCUUGUUCUCGGAUUUUGAUAAGCUGCCGUAUAUCAAUUGUAUCGUCAAAGAAGGGAUGAGAUGGCGACCUACGGCUCCUGCCGGCUUACCUCAUUUGGUCGUUCAAGAUGAUGAAUACGAAGGAAUGUUGAUACCUAAGGGCUCGAUGGUGUUUAUCGGGAUAUGGGCCCUGCACCACAGUGAAUCGGAUUUCCCGAAACACGACCAUUUCAAUCCAGACCGCUACAUGGACCAUCCCAAGAUGGCUAACGAGUACGCAGUCAGUCCUGACUAUAACAACCGAGAUAAAAUGUGCCCCGGCCUACACUUAGCCGAACGUAAUAUGUGGCGGAUCGCAUCUAAGCUACUGUGGGCAUUCGAUAUUUCUGAGCCUAAGGAUCCCGUUACCGGCAAGGUCAUUCACCUCGAUGAAAAUGCAUACACGUCGGCUAUCCUAAUGUGCCCAUUACCGUUUAAGGUUGAUAUCGUGCCGAGAAGCCCAGAACAUCUUGCAUGUAUUGAGCGGGAACUAUCGAGUGCAAUGGGUUUUAUGUCCAAGUGGAACUAG
Messenger RNA from Cladophialophora psammophila CBS 110553, 1548 nucleotides. RefSeq lists its product as uncharacterized. Lineage: Eukaryota; Fungi; Ascomycota; Eurotiomycetes; Chaetothyriales; Herpotrichiellaceae. Bases 1 to 1548 code for a protein of 515 amino acids. The record is from RefSeq and is a predicted model, not a curated record. The transcript has 7 exons. Gene Ontology annotation, molecular function: heme binding; monooxygenase activity; oxidoreductase activity, acting on paired donors, with incorporation or reduction of molecular oxygen.